Messenger RNA from Clarias gariepinus (North African catfish), 2540 nucleotides. RefSeq names its product progestin and adipoQ receptor family member IIIa (gene paqr3a). The record is from RefSeq and is a predicted model, not a curated record. Gene Ontology annotation, cellular component: membrane. The transcript is spliced from 7 exons. The coding region runs from base 205 to 1146 and encodes 313 amino acids. Gene Ontology annotation, molecular function: signaling receptor activity. NCBI's taxonomy places the organism in Eukaryota, Metazoa, Chordata, Actinopteri, Siluriformes, Clariidae.
ACACACAGACAGGUCUGUGGUGUAGCCUACUGCUGUAUACACACAGCUGAGUUAGCCUGUUAGCUAGCAAUGUUGAGGUUAGCUAUCAGACAGGGUAAGGGUUAGGUCGGUGUUAACGAGCUACACGCUGAUAUAUACAAAUGGACUGCUUGGUACACAUAUUUAGCUGAUUUAGUGCUCUAUGUCGUGGAACUGUGUUUAUUCAUGAUGCCUUCGGCAAAAGUGCUAAAGAAUACCCAGUACAUAGAGCUGGGCAGCUAUCAGUACUGGCCUGUGCUUGUGCCCAGAGGAAUCAGACUCUACACAUAUGAGCAAGUGCCAGGGUUUCUGAGGGAAAAUCCAUACAUCACUGAUGGCUACAGAGCUUACCUCACCUCUAGACUGUGUAUUAAAAGUCUUUUCAUUCUUUCCAAUGAGACUGUGAACAUUUGGAGUCACCUGCUCGGGUUCUUCCUGUUCUUCUCGCUGGGUGUGUACGACAUGGUGGCCGUGCUGCCUAUGGUCGGGGCCUCCAGAGAAGAUUACGUAAUCUACUCUAUAUCCCUCUUCUGCUUUCAGGUGUGCAUGCUGUGCUCAGUGGGAUAUCACCUGUUCUGCUGUCACCGCUCGGAGAAAACCAGCCGGCGCUGGAUGGCACUGGACUACGCAGGGAUCUCGAUCGGGACGUUGGGCUGCUACGUCCCAGGCGUCUUCUAUGCCUUCUACUGCAAUAAUUAUUGGCGGCAGGUGUACCUGGUUAUGGUCCUGGCGAUGACGCUAGCGGAGUUCUUUGCCCAGAUACACCCUCUUUACUUGACUAAGAAGUGGCUGAAGCUGCGCUCGGUCAUCUUCUGCUCUGUAGUGGCCUAUGGCCUCAUCCCUACCAUGCACUGGAUGUGGCUUAGCGGAGGUUUCAGCUCAGAACUAGUGCAGGGCUUUCUUCCUAGAGUCCUGAUAAUGUAUUUUCUUGCUGCACUUGCCUUCAUCUUUUAUAUUUCUAAAGUUCCAGAGCGCUACUUUCCAGGUCAGCUGAACUACAUCGGCUCCAGCCACCAGAUAUGGCACAUAUUGGUGGUGCUCAUGUUCUACUGGUGGCAUCAGUCUGCACUGUUUAUCACCAACUACAGACAUACACACCCGUGCCCUGACUACCUCCAGCCUGCUUAGGGCAGAAUGAUCAGCUCUGAGAAGGCAUCAAAACUGGAAUAUGAAUCAUAAAAGAGGGACUUUGUUUAACGCACAGCUUGUUUUUUUUCCUAAUUUUUUAAUUAUCACAUUCUGUUGCUGAUGCUAACAGGUCAUUUCAAUCACUAUGCGAGUCAAUAGGAAAUUUCAAAUGUAUUGGCUCUCUUACAUGUUCAACAAUUUGCUGUUUUUUUUGUUGUUUUUUUGUAAAUAUUGUAGAAGUGCCUAGAAAUUUCAUCCUAUGUGCUUUAGUUUUAAAGUGAACCGUAGGACCAUGCACUACUGUAAAUUUGAGGUAGGAAGUACUUUUACUAAAACACAACCAAGUUUCAUGGCAGUAUUCAUUAGUCAAGCUGCAACCUUAAAGCUGGAUCAUGAUGAAUGAUAAGCUUACUGUUUAUCAUGUAGUUGAGGAAUGAUGAGUCUGUUCCUUUAAUGUGGAAUAGAAAAGAAUAUACAUGAAAAUGUUUGUAGUUAAUAUUUAAAGAAUUUUCUUGUGAAUCUGAAUGUUAAUUUUUUAUUUUGUUGGCAUUAGCAAACUACCCAGUGGUAUUUGGAUAUCAUACCAAAGAGUUCAUGCUCCAAGAGUGACUAGAAACAUUACGACUAAUAAAACGGACAAUGCAAUUUAAAUUUGGGGAAGUUAACAUUAUUACUUACUACUUUUAAAUAAUUUACUUAGUAUUUGUAAAAAUCUGACAGGGACAAGGUGCAAACUUCCGAAAAUGUAAUGCAGUCGAUAAUGUAUGUUACACAAGGUUCAUUGUAGCACUAAAAUACUGUGGUACUAAUUUUUUUAAGGGUAUAUGACAAGCUAUAAUAGACACUGGGACCUCAAUAAAAUGCAUUUUUAUUUUAUUUUCUUUCUUUCUUUUGUAUUAAUAUGCCGUGUGUAUUUUACUACAGAAAUGAAAUAUUUCAGCUUUUUAAGAUGUACCUUUUCCCUGAUAUUUGUUGUACUUUUUAAGCAUUGUUUUCUUGAGGUGCAAUGUACUUUUUUUUUUUUUGGUAGGGGUUACUCAUUGUGCAAAAUAAAUAAAAGACUGCUGUUUUAGCUUUCCUUCUUCUUAGCUGGAUAGCACAAGCUUUUUUUUUUAUAUUACAAGAAACCUUUGUGUUUGAGAUAUCUUCUUUACUGAGGUUGAAACCUGUACACUGUCCUUUACAACUCAAAUCUGAUAUUUUUUAUUUUAUUUAUAAUUUUAGUGUAUAAUAAAUAAACAGACUCUUAAAAACACAAUUCGGUCAUUAACAAAAUUAGACCAACAUCUGAAAACAUUUCAAAUAAGAAUUCAAUAUUUUAUUGCAUUGUUAGAGGGCAGUGUAGCAAGACAAAUCGAACCAAUACGAAAAAAUAAAAACAGUAAAUGUUGCAA